UUCCUCUUCCGGCUUCCGCUCCGAGUGACCAUCCCACUUCUCCAUUCUCCAUUCUGCUUCCUUCCAUCCUCUCAUUGACUGAGCUAUCAUCUAUCCAUCUAUCCUACUACCUGCAUCCACCCGAGCCUCCCUAGCCAGUCCUCCAGUUCGAGCUCACCAUCCAAGCAUAACCUGCCCGGGGAGCUCCAUCCUGAUAAGCCCUGAUACUCUGUACCGCCAAACCAUGGUCUGCGUCUUGCGCAUCGUACCACUGGCAGAACGUCUGGAGCUUCACGGUGGCUGAGCAACUCUUAACUUUAACUUUGUUAUUCUCCGCUUGUCAGCCUGUAUUCUUUGCAACCAGGCUACAUCAUCAAACAACAAAAUCUCCGAUAAGAAGUACCACCACCACCACAACCCCUCUUCCACCCCCUCACUCCCAAACCCACCCGGGCGCAUUUCCUUCGUCAUGUCAUUUCCUUCACUGGACGGCAGCGAGCCACUCCCUGGCCGUCCCAGAACCGCUUCCACCACGCGAGCUUCACGUGGAGACUCUAGGAGGAAAUCUAUUUCAUUCAAUAUCGGCGAUUCCGAAUCCCUGCCUCCCAGUCGCUCGGCAAGCGUCUCGGAUCGCAGGCGUUCGCCUUCACAGGUGCCUACGGAGAGGGAGGCUAGACCUGCUACUGCUGCGGUUAGCCGCGGUCCAUCCCCCCCUCCGCCCAAGACCUACGAACGGGGCGUCUCCUUCGAUACAUUUGAUAAUCCCGACGCGGCAGAUUUCUCCUUGACACUGAAUUACAAACACAAAGGGUACCAGAGCACGCGGCGCAGUCGGACAUUUCUCUGCGGUACAGAUCAGAACGAUUAUUCUGAUUUCGCGCUCGAGUGGCUCAUCGAUGAGUUGGUGGAUGAUGGCGACGAGAUCGUCUGUCUCCGUGCAGUGGAAAAGGACUCCAGUAUCGCGAGUGAUGCCGCAGUCGAGGCGGGAAAAUACCGGAAGGAAGCGGAGAAGCUGUUCGAACAAGUGAUUCAGAAGAACACCCAGAAUGAGAAAGCGAUCAGCUUGGUUCUGGAGUUGGCUGUCGGCAAGGUCCAGGACAUUAUUCAGCGCAUGAUCAGGAUCUACGAACCCGCUAUCCUCAUCGUGGGCACGAGGGGCCGUAAUCUAGGUGGCAUGCAAGGAUUGCUGCCAGGCUCCGUCUCGAAGUACUGCUUACAACAAUCGCCGAUUCCUGUUAUUGUGGUGCGACCUACAACCAAGAGGGAGAAGAAAAAGAAGAAGCGCCUCGCAGACCCCACCAGGCGCAACUACAAUAAUAUACUGGAAAUGAGUGAGCGACGAGGAAGCCACAUCUUCGAUAGAAGCUCCAGCAGAGAUAGCAGUGUGUCAAAGCUGCCUGACGAGGAGGCUGCCGUGGCUGCCGCGCUUGGUUUACCUUCGACGUACACUCACUCGCGGAGCUCGCUCUCCACAUCGGAGCGAAGCAGCGUCAGUCAUGACGAGUCUCCCUCGCCCCUGGGCUCACCUGAUGCUGCUUCCCGAAGCCCUCUUGGCGGGAGCGUGGAGAACUCCGAGAUCGACACCGGGUCAGAUGAUGAGCCUACCGUAUCGCACGUGGAGAAUCACAGCGACGGGACUUUAUCGCCAAAACAGUCGUCUGAGACGCAAGAGGUCCCUGGAUUGUCUGAGGUUGAUGCAGGCGCAUUCACGUCUAGCAUGAAUGUUCCACUUAUCGUAACCGAAGACUCUCCUCCAGGCGGCACAGGACAACAAAACGAUUGAGCGAGAUGAGCUAUGCCGAACACCACCUUGGUAACAAUUAUUUUGGGUCGUUGCGCCCAUCAACCUACACACACUCGCAGAUCACACGUCAGAAGAUACUAGGCAACCAAGCCCUUCAUUGCACGUGAGACUGUCCAACAGCUGUCACCUGAGAACACCUCGGGGUUCUAUCACAGCAUGAUGGGCCGAUGUUCACUUAGCAAAGGACAUAUCCAAGAAAGCAACACGCUUCAAGCAGCGUGGAUGCUGCUAGGGGCGACACUAUGAUGGACCCCGAAUGAUCUUUCAAUUCACAUACAUAUUUCAUCUUGUUCACUUAGCGAGUUGUCGAGUCAAUAGAGCGCAAGCACGCCAGUGCACACACAUACAUAUACAUACAUAGAUCAAAACUACCUGAU
Aspergillus costaricaensis CBS 115574 is the source of this 2160-nucleotide messenger RNA. Its product is annotated as universal stress protein family domain protein. NCBI's taxonomy places the organism in Eukaryota, Fungi, Ascomycota, Eurotiomycetes, Eurotiales, Aspergillaceae. The transcript is spliced from 2 exons. Bases 449 to 1762 code for a protein of 437 amino acids. The record is from RefSeq and is a predicted model, not a curated record.